This is a messenger RNA of Nicotiana tabacum (common tobacco), 1041 nucleotides long. The record is from RefSeq and is a predicted model, not a curated record. Lineage: Eukaryota; Viridiplantae; Streptophyta; Magnoliopsida; Solanales; Solanaceae.
AUGGAUAAAUACUUGAUCAAGUUAAACAAUGGCCAACCAAGUUCUAGUUCAUGUCAACCAUCUGCUAAUUCACAAAUAGUUCCAAAAGUUCAAAGAGAAGCAAUUCCUUCCCCUCCUUCAAAUGUUAAUAGUGUUCUUAGAGUAGGAUCUCUUGAAACCGAUCCUAAAGAAAGAAUACCCAUUUCUCAGUAUAGUCCUAACAUUCGAGAUGAAGUGAGAAGAUAUUUUAUUCAAAGAAGGCCUUGUCAACCGAUUGAUCAUGACUUCCCUAAAACUAAGUUUGGGAACAAAAUGCGUCAAUUCAAUCCCGAUUGGUUUAAAGGUUCAUAUUCUCAAUGGUUGGAGUAUAGCAUAAAAGCAGAUGCUACAUUUUGUUUGUGUUGUUAUUUAUUCAAGAAGGAACUUGAAAGUCGUGGAUAUGCCGGGGAUGCUUUUACAAAAGAUGGCUUUAGGGGUUGGAUUAAGGGUUCAGAAAGAUAUAAAGCACAUGUCGUGAGGUUUCUCUUAAGAAAUGGAUUUCCAUUUCGUGGUCAUAAUGAGAGUGAAGAUUCCGAAUGCAAAGGUGUUUUUCUUGAACUUUUGGAAUUUCAUGGAGAUAAGCAUCCGGAUGUGGAAAAAGUGAUAUUACAUCAUGCUCCAAAAAAUGAUAUAAUUAUUUGUCCAACCAUUCAAAAGGAGAUUGUGGAUGCGUGUGCUAAAGAAACCACUAAAACUAUUAUCAAAGAUUUAGAUAGUGAUUAUUUUGGGAUAUUGGUUGAUGAAUCAAAUGACAUCUCACAUAAGGAUCAAAUGGCCCUAGUUCUACGAUAUGUUAACAAAAAUGGGGAGCCGGCGUUGAUUUUACCUGUUACUACAGCAAGCGUAGAAAGAACAUUCUCCUCAAUGAAGCUCAUAAAGAAUGAUCUACGUAAUAGCAUUGGUGAUGAAUUUUUGAAUGGUUGUUUAGUUUACAAUAUAGAGCGUAAGGUAUUUGGAACUGUAAGUAAUGAUUCUAUUAUGGAUCGCUUUCGAAAUAUGAAAGCUCGUCGAGUACAAAUGUAA